CAGCGUUUGCUCUGAAUGAUUACCAUGGGGUCCGUCUUACCUUCACACAGGAAGCCCACGAGCCCCCAGAUGAAGAUGCAGUCGUGCGUCUUGUCACUUUUACUCCUUAACGUUUUUUACAGCUUUGUGUCUCCUCUGUACUUCCACAUCGGAGAGACCGAAAAGAAAUGCUUCAUAGAAGAAAUCCCGGACGAGACGAUGAUUAUCGGAAAUUAUCGGACUCAGCUGUACAACAAACAGACAGAGGAGUACCUGCCGGCCACUCAGGGCCUGGGAAUGUUUGUGGAAGUCAAAGACCCUGAUGACAAGGUGAUACUGUCCCGUCAGUAUGGCUCAGAGGGACGGUUCACCUUCACGUCACACACACCUGGAGAACAUCAGAUCUGUCUGCACUCAAAUUCCUCCAAGUUCGCCCUGUUUGCUGGAGGAAUGCUGAGGGUUCACCUGGACAUCCAGGUGGGCGAACAUGCCAACAACUACGCUGAGAUUGCUGCCAAAGACAAACUAACAGAGCUGCAGCUAAGAGUUAGGCAGCUGGUGGAGCAAGUGGACCAGAUCCAGAAGGAGCAGAACUACCAGAGGUACCGUGAGGAGCGGUUCCGUCAGACCAGUGAGAGCACCAACCAGCGAGUCCUCUGGUGGUCCAUCGUCCAGACUCUCAUCCUUGUGGCUAUUGGCAUCUGGCAGAUGAGACACCUCAAGAGCUUCUUUGAGGCCAAGAAGCUGGUGUAACUUUUCUGUUGGAGGAAAGUUUGUGUGUGUUUCAGUGCGUGAAUGUGAGUGUGUUGAUGCAGUACUGAGCGGCGGAGGCUGACGCUCCUGCUGCAGAGGAGAACGGACGCAGUGAAACUUACAUUAAUAUUACAGUUAUUGACGCUUCUUCUACCAACUCCAUUUAUAACGGGCUGCUCACGUUUGAAGUAUACCCGAGAGGCCCAGACCUGGUCCCAUCCUGCUUUUUUUCCAACCCUCCCUGCAUUUCUAGGUUCUAACUGGCUCAACACACCUGAUCCAGGUAAAUAGCAGUGGGUGGGGCAGGGAAACCAAGCAGGACUGCGGCCCUCAAAGAUCUGAAUUGGACUAUCAGGGAAAAUGUGACAUCUUGACUUUUUACAUGUGUGGAAUUGUUUUUGAACAUAUUCUUGUUAGUUCGUGUUAGACAUGUUUCUUGCAGCUUCACCAACAGCAGGACAAAGGAACUAAACCAGCAAAUGUCCACUAGGCAGACAGAGUUGUGUAUCCCUUUUAGUUUAUAAUCCAUUUCUCUUUUCCGGAUGUUAAUGGCCACUGGAGAUUACACCAGGAAAGCAGAACUCCUCACUUUGCGCCUUGGUCACUCAAUAUUGACGAAUUUUAAUCAGGUUACUCUGUAAAGCACGUUGAUCCAUUGUGAUAAAAUCUCUACAUCAGCCGUAUCUUAUGGAGCAUAAUGACCCCAUCAACAGUUAUUUGUUACGACUAAACACCUACUACUUAAGACCUAUUUUGCCAAGUUACAUGUAGAAUAUUCUUGGUUUUAUUGAGAGUUACUUUCAAGAUGAGUUUUCAGUUGCAGAAUUGUCCCGAUUUGCAACUAUUAUUUUAUUUUUCUUGUGAUUGUCAUUGCACCACAUUUAACCUAAUUCUGAAGGGUUUUUUUUCAGUAUCUUCAUAGACUUUUCUAAUAUUCCAAAAAUAAAUACACAAAUUUGUUCCAAUGCACAAACAUUUUUAGUCCAUCUCCCAAGCAAAACAACUUCAGUGCCCCAUUUAGUUUGAAAUGUGGCAGCAGCAACAGUGACACCUUCUAAACUCAUCCCUGUUUCCUGGAGACACUUCGAUGAACCAGUGUUGUAAAAUCUGGAAACAGACUGAGACAACAGCGGUUCAACCAGGGCAGUCAGACGUUUUGUCGCUCUGGAGCAAAAUGUUUAAUACUUAAUUUAGACUGUUACUCUUUUUGUAACGGGGUAAAUGUGGUUUGAGCGUGAAGAUGUAAUAAAUGUAACGAGGGAAGCUUUUGACAGUGGAGAAGUGUGUUUGUAGAGAACUGCCACAGCUUGUCCUGCUUCAUGGGUGUCACAACAGCAUCAGAAUUUGCGCAUUCAUUUUAUUGAAACUAUCCAACCACUUAUUUUGUUGUAAUGUAAUUGUGCAGUAUUUUUUCAAGGAGAAUGCAUUUUGAUCCCAUUAGCUGAGUUAAAGUGCAACUAAUCAAAAUACUCUUUCACCUAAUGCAGCUGCAUGUUAACUGUGAUUGGUGUUUCUUGUAGCUGCUGUCAAUUUUCAAAUCUAGUAAAAUUGUCAAACCAGUUGGUAGCAGCUGAAUUUUAAUUCUGCAUUUGGAUACAGACGAACUGCAUCUGUGUUUUGAUGCCACAGUGCAUGAAUUGAACAAACUCAGAUUAGAAAACUUCAGGCUGCUCUGAGGAAGUAUCCAAAUAUACUGGGUCUUGAAGUAUUAUUUUAUUAUUUUAUGACUUUAAAAGUUGGCAACACAUGUGAAAAUGAGCUUGCUACGAAACAAACGAGCGCUCUUUGAAUCAUUAUCAUCAUCAUCCUAAAACCUUUUCAAGCAAUCUGCUGAAAUGAAGCGUCCUACAGCAGAACACGCGUGGUUUAAGGUCAAACUUUGGCCUGAUCUUUCUUCUGUGGCGGUGGUUGACAGGUGGAGGUGUAAACGUCCUGUGCUGUUCAGACUACUGAGGCUUGUGUAGUUUUGGUUUCAACCCUAUCCUGAAGAAUGAGGGACAGAUCUGCCUAAUCUUGUUUGUAUUGUUCAAAUAUGUACUAAUGAAUUGUUGAGUAACUUGGAAUCAUAAAAAUGUGGUAAAGCAACAAAACCUUUGAAACAAGCUAAGGUUCAAAUGAAGAUUUUGAAGAUCUUAAAGCGAAAGCGUUUCGUAAAGUGUGUUGUAAGGCUGCUCACAAAAUCCAAGAUCGAGAGGUAAAAUCUUCAGCUUUCCUGAUUGUUUUUUGCAGGAGACAAAAAUCAGUCAUGCAGUUUAUUCUGAGUUAAUUUUUCUGACUUAAGGUUGUUCUGCUUCUUAUUUUAUGGUUGGUUGUGUUUACUAGUUCAUAUUUCUGGGGUGAGAAUCUAAAUCCUUUACUUUUAAGCUGGAAGUGGGACUUGAAUGUUUUAUUUUUCAGAGAGGUAGUGUCCACUUGAAAUCUGUCUAAAACUGCACUUGAAAUAAAUGUGUCACAUUUGA
Molecule: messenger RNA, 3191 nt
Organism: Betta splendens (Siamese fighting fish)
Lineage: Eukaryota; Metazoa; Chordata; Actinopteri; Anabantiformes; Osphronemidae
Gene: tmed9
Product: transmembrane p24 trafficking protein 9
Exons: 6
Coding region: 16-732 (238 amino acids)
Biological process (GO): intracellular protein transport; COPI coating of Golgi vesicle; endoplasmic reticulum to Golgi vesicle-mediated transport
Cellular component (GO): Golgi apparatus; endoplasmic reticulum-Golgi intermediate compartment; COPII-coated ER to Golgi transport vesicle
Source: RefSeq, a predicted model, not a curated record